Juglans microcarpa x Juglans regia is the source of this 2331-nucleotide messenger RNA. RefSeq names its product NADP-dependent malic enzyme-like. Gene Ontology annotation, cellular component: chloroplast. The record is from RefSeq and is a predicted model, not a curated record. The coding region runs from base 218 to 2257 and encodes 679 amino acids. Gene Ontology annotation, molecular function: malate dehydrogenase (decarboxylating) (NADP+) activity; NAD binding; malate dehydrogenase (decarboxylating) (NAD+) activity. Gene Ontology annotation, biological process: pyruvate metabolic process; malate metabolic process. The transcript is spliced from 20 exons. Lineage: Eukaryota; Viridiplantae; Streptophyta; Magnoliopsida; Fagales; Juglandaceae.
AUUCCUGACCUGUCUCCUUUCCUUCGAAGAGAGAAAAAAUUCAGGGAGAGCGACGGAGAGAGAGAGAGAGAGAAGAAAGGAAAGGAGGGAAGGGGUUUGGGUGUAGCAAGGAGAGCUCGGCACUCUUUCUCGUCCUCCCGCUCUCUCUGCCUAUUCUUUCUCUCUCUGAGUACAGAAAAAUCAAGGACUCCAUCCUUUCACAUUUUCUUUUGCCAAGAUGAUCUCCCUGAACAGAAGCUCUUUCCUGAAUAAGACCGGGAUAUCUGGGUUUCGUAGCCCUUCCUCUGGGGCGGUGCUGAGAAGACGGCCAGCUUCGGUGAGAGUGGUGGCUUUGGGCACAAAUGGCCGAGCAGGGGAGAGAAACGCCGCCAUUUUGGUGGAGAACAGAUUGAAGGAAAUGAGAGAAGGCUCCUCCGCGAUCGCUGAUGUGGAGUCCGAACCUACCGUCGGCGGUGAAGUCCAGGACGAGUACGGCGAGGAUGCCGCCACUGAGGAGUUUGUCACCCCUUGGUGUCUCUCUGUUGCUAGUGGUUAUUCUUUGCUGAGAGAUCCGCACCAUAACAAGGGGCUUGCCUUCAAUGAAAAAGAGAGAGAUGCCCACUUUUUGCGAGGUCUCCUCCCCCCAACAGUUGCUUCUCAUGAGCUUCAGGUUAGCACCCAGCGUCUAGAUCCUUCAACCCCUUUCACUUGGCUAUGUGGUUUUCUUUUUUAUUGCAUAGUACCUACUUAUUGUUAUUACCACUCCACUCCCCAGGUGAAGAAAAUGAUGCAUAAUAUCCGCCAAUAUCAACUUCCACUACAGAAGUACAUGGCCAUGAUGGAUCUCCAGGAGAGAAAUGAAAGACUAUUCUACAAACUUCUUAUUGAGAAUGUUGAGGAGUUACUCCCAAUUGUAUACACUCCCACUGUUGGUGAAGCUUGCCAGAAAUAUGGGAGCAUCUUCAUGCGUCCUCAGGGUCUCUUUAUUAGUUUGAAAGAAAAGGGCAAGAUUCGUGAGGUUUUGAGGAAUUGGCCUGAGAAGAAUAUUCAAGUUAUUGUUGUCACUGAUGGGGAGCGGAUUUUGGGGCUAGGAGAUCUUGGCUGUCAGGGGAUGGGAAUUCCCGUUGGAAAACUUUCAUUAUACACUGCACUGGGUGGAGUUCGUCCUUCAUCUUGCUUGCCUAUAACCAUUGAUGUGGGUACAAACAAUGAGACACUACUGAAUGAUGAGUUUUACAUUGGGCUCAGGCAAAGGAGGGCAACUGGGCAGGAAUAUGCUGAACUCCUAGAUGAAUUCAUGACCGCAGUCAAGCAAAAUUAUGGAGAAAAAGUCCUCAUUCAGUUUGAAGACUUUGCGAACCACAAUGCUUUUGAUUUGCUUGCAAAAUAUGGCACAACGCAUCUAGUUUUUAAUGACGAUAUUCAGGGGACAGCAUCCGUGGUACUUGCAGGGCUAGUUGCAGCUCAGAACUUAGUUGGGGGAACCUUAGCUGACCACAGGUUUCUAUUCCUCGGUGCUGGAGAGGCUGGUACUGGAAUAGCAGAACUCAUAGCCCUUGAGAUAUCAAAACAGACAAAUGCCCCAUUGGAAGAGACCCGCAAGAAGAUUUGGCUUGUUGAUUCAAAGGGGUUGAUUGUCAGCUCCCGGAAGGAAUCGCUCCAACAUUUCAAGAAACCUUGGGCUCAUGAACACGAACCAAUUAAUGAACUUGUAGAUGCUAUUAAGGCAAUCAAGCCAACUGUGUUGAUAGGAACAUCAGGAGUAGGAAGAACAUUUACUAAAGAAGUGGUUGAGGCCAUGGCCUCCAUCAAUGAGAAACCUAUUAUUCUUGCUCUUUCCAACCCAACUUCACAGUCUGAAUGCACUGCCAAGGAAGCUUAUACAUGGAGUCAGGGUCGAGCCAUUUUUGCUAGUGGCAGCCCAUUUCCUCCUGUUGAAUAUGAGGGGAAGCUUUUUGUGCCUGGCCAGGCAAAUAAUGCAUACAUUUUUCCUGGACUUGGUCUCGGUUUAAUAAUGUCUGGUGCUAUCCGUGUUCACGACGACAUGCUCCUGGCAGCCUCGGAAGCUUUGGCUGCACAGGUGAGCAAGGAGAACUUUGCUAAGGGACUCAUAUUCCCUCCAUUUACUAACAUUAGAAAGAUUUCAGCACAUAUCGCUGCUAAAGUUGCUGCUAAAGCUUAUGAACUUGGUUUGGCUACUCGCCUUCCUCAGCCUAAAGAUCUGGUGAAGCACGCCGAGAGCUGUAUGUACAGCCCUGUCUACCGAAGUUACCGGUGAAUUGGUAGAAAUUUGUCCAUUUUAUCGUAUGAAUUCACUAUAAUUAUACAACCUCUGGCGCGAUCAAUUUCCUU